This is a messenger RNA of Mangifera indica (mango), 1222 nucleotides long. RefSeq names its product NAC domain-containing protein 83-like. The record is from RefSeq and is a predicted model, not a curated record. The coding region runs from base 175 to 1005 and encodes 276 amino acids. Gene Ontology annotation, molecular function: DNA binding. The transcript is spliced from 3 exons. Lineage: Eukaryota; Viridiplantae; Streptophyta; Magnoliopsida; Sapindales; Anacardiaceae. Gene Ontology annotation, biological process: regulation of DNA-templated transcription.
UCACUAUCAAUGUCUGUACCUGAAGCCAAAGCUCAGCUGUCCACUUUCAUAGCAGCACUAAUUUGCCUGCGUCGUCGUUUUCUUUUUUAAUUAAGGCUUCUAGGUUUUGUCAUUUAUCAGUCGACAGUUUGUUUGCAGAAGAAUAUAUUAAUUUAAUUCAACCAAUAGUUAAAGAUGAUGAUGAUGAUACCAACUGGCUUCAGAUUCAAUCCCACUGAUGAAGAACUCGUUGAAAUUCUUCAAAGGAAAGUCUCUGGCCAAGAAAUGUCUCUCCAUGACCAUUUCAUUGUUGAAAGAAAUGUGCAUGAGCUUGAUCCCCAAGAUCUUGAAUGGGAUCACAAGGUGGUGUUAUCAAAUAAUGAGAGAUAUUGCUAUUACAUGAGGGAGACUGAUUCCAGGGAAGUUUCGGGUCGAGGAUGGUGGAGAGCCACCGGCCAUGUGAAGAAAAUUUAUGCUAAUAACCGUGUGGUGGGCUACAAGAGACCUCUAACAUUUCUCAGAUUUACAGAUAUUGAAAGAAAGCGCAAAAAUGCCUUCAAGACUAAUUGGAUUAUGCAUGAAUAUAGCCUUGACUCCAACACAACGGAAUGGAGGCUUUGCAAGAUCAAAUACAAAGGAAAGACAAGUGUAAAAGAGGAGCUGGAGAAUACCAGAAAAGGUUAUAGGUUAAGCAAUGAUGAUUUUGAAGGAAGCAGUUCAAUAAUGGUGAUGCAGCUUGAUUUUGUUGAUGAAGAACUGAAACAACCCCAACUAUUAGAGCUAGAAAAUUUUUGUGAACCAUAUUCUGAAGUCAGCAGUUCAACAGGCAUGCAGCUCGAUUUCAUUGGUGAACCUUUUUACUUUAGACAAAACAUGGACUUUGAAGUGAUGGAUGAGCAACAAAAACAGUCAAAUGCAUCCUAUGAUCCAAUUUUAACCCACAUUUCGAGUACAAAUUAUUACUUCGAUGGUCCCCUCGAGCAGCCGGAUUCAUCAGAGGAAAUAUUUCCUAGCCUAUGGACUUAGAAAAAUUAGCUAGAAUCAAUCGAACAUUAAUGCUUUAUCUCUUUUAGAAUUCUCUAUGUGAAAAAGUCUUUGUUCUGAUCUGAUUAUUAGGAUUAGAUCUUCUUUAUAAUUGAUGUGCUAGAGUGCUUGAAAUUGAAAAUACUUUGACUUGAAUGUAAUUUAGCAUUACUCACGUGGAAAUAUUCUUAUAAUCAGUUUCUAUAUUUGUUUCAUUUUA